CGGCAGCCAACCCACCAGGCCAAAAUAAUCCAGAUCAUGAACUUCAUAGAGACAGACAAGAGCGGUGCCGCACCACCCACACCAUACGACAGCCAUGACAACAUACGUGCGAACCGCCCACGCCGUGCACGUCUCUCUCUGGAUCAAUUGGCCUCCGUCGGCUUCGGCGGCCUGCGCAGCUCGCCAGACACAGGACCUGCAAACAGACAGACAGAUGCACACAGACACAUUUUAAGAGGUAAACGAACCCUACCCUUUGGUGGCCCCUUCGGCUGCGCGUCACCCUUCUUCUCUCCCGAAUCAGCGGCAUUGUGGGUCUUGGCGAAGGACUGGCUGUCCCGCCACUCAUCGAAGCCCGCCUCCGACUGCCACUCGGUGAACGAAGUGUGCGUCACCUCGACCACAUCCGCUGCUGCUGUGGAUGCACGCCGGAUGGGGGCUCUUUGAUGGCACGCCCAUGGCGGGCGGGAGAGGCAGCCGACGGAGAAGCAUGAACUUGCGAAACGCUGGGAAUGACGGGAGGUUGCGGUCACGGGUCUGCAUACAAAGUACCAAUGGUCUGCAAUGGGGACAUGGACAAGUGCAUUCCGCACUCGUGUCGAUCUGCACGCACUCUCCAUCUCUCCUCAAAGGGAUAUUGGCUGCCCGCGGCCACAGCAAACCUGUACACCAGAACCUGACACCGUCAGCCAAUUGGCACGCCCGUGUGGACCUGUUCGUGGCGAUGAAGGCACCUGAGCUUGUCGGCCUCCCUUUUGCUCGACAAGACCUACAAAUACAGACAUACGGAGUCGUCCAGCCCGAGCCGCCCCUUCUUUCCUUUGUGACGGGCGGCCACGUGGCUGUCUGUAGAAAACGCCCAUUCGUCCUCCUUCCUCCUUCGUUCCUCCUCUCUGCCUGGCUAUCGCCUUCUUCUCAAUAGCAUUGACAGCGCACUUACCCACACUCGAUCUCUCACACUCGCCAGGGACGAUAUGUUAGUUACAUACCCUCAC
This is a messenger RNA of Vitrella brassicaformis, 995 nucleotides long. NCBI's taxonomy places the organism in Eukaryota, Vitrellaceae. The record is from the annotation of a GenBank genome assembly.